Molecule: messenger RNA, 3608 nt
Organism: Centruroides sculpturatus (bark scorpion)
Lineage: Eukaryota; Metazoa; Arthropoda; Arachnida; Scorpiones; Buthidae
Product: tectonic-2-like
Exons: 12
Coding region: 101-2455 (784 amino acids)
Biological process (GO): cilium assembly
Source: RefSeq, a predicted model, not a curated record
ACCUGUAACACGUUGGUUUUGUUUAUCAAACGUGUAAUCGAUCGAUGGAGUUGUCUGUUUAUGAUAUUUUACAUAAAAUGGCUUUUAAUUUUGGUUAAACAUGAACUUAAUUCUUUUAGAAAGGCUGAAGAGAGGGCAGAUAUUUUCUUACUUAAUUAUUUUAUUUAUUUUAUUCAGAGGAACCGUACCAUAUAAUACAAAUUUUCAAUUCUGGGCUGAAAUAUUGACAGUAAAAAUUCCUCCUCUAGGAAGUAUUGAUGCAUUCUUAGAAGGAAUUUUGUUACAGACUUCGAAUCCACAAUGCAAAAUAAACGUAUUUCAAAAUUACACGAAGAUGAUAACUGUUAAGGAGAAAUUGAAGUGUGAAGGUUUAUCUAAAACUCAGCAGCAAAAUAAUUGGCAAAUGACAGUACUUGAAAAGGAGAAGAGUUCUUAUGCAAUUGUAAAUGUUCAAAAUCUUAACAAAACUAUGAGUUUGACAAUUGAUUACGUAGUUGUUACUUGCUGUCUUCCUGCAGAGAACAAAAACCAAGAAAUGGCAAUACUGACAUUAAUUGUUUUGCCAAUGCACUUUUAUAAGUUUAACGUGGAUAAUUUGACAGAUAAUGAAAGGCAAUAUAAACAACCACACUUCUUAGAAGUAUCGCCUUGUCCUUGUGAUAUAACUGAAAAUCAUUGUGAUAUUUUAUGUUGCUGUGAUCAGGAAUGUCCGUCCUCCAUACACAAAGAUGUCGAGUGCAUCAAGAGUUCGUAUGGUGGAAAUAAAGUUGAAGUAUUUGGUAAUUGGAAUUGUAAAAGUACUGAAGAUAAAAGUUUUGAGUUUCGUCAAUUUUUAUGUAUUUUUGCUGAAAAUACUCCCUUUCUUGGAUAUUAUUAUCAUGACAUAUCUAAAGCAAAUGAUCAUUCUGCAAUAUCAAAAAUUUUAUCAAAAGCUAAAAUUUUACAGAACAAACAGUUUAAAACUGAAGAAAUUAAGUCAAAAUAUGCAAAAAAAUCAUCUGUAAAACAUCUGCAUCAGAUUUCCCAGAAUUUAAGUACAUCGGUUGCUUCAUACAAAUAUAGAGAUACAUUGCGAGUAAUAAGCAGCAUCCAUGAAAUUCAGAGAUUUACUGAAUGGUACAUACCGGUUUCCUUAUAUACUGGACACUGUAGUUUUCAGUUUCCUGUGCGUUUCCUUCAAAAUUAUCAAUCAUUUUGCGCUUUGAAAGUAAAACAUUUAUGUGAAGGAAAUCAAAUGGCAAGUACAAUGCUUGAUGCAAAGUAUUACAUAAAGGAUGGAUAUGAAAUUUUACAAGUUCCUGGAUCAAAUGAAACAUUAAAACCAAACAUUAUUUAUGUACUUAAGAAGUAUUCGCCAUUCAAUGAUAGUUUUCAAUAUAAAGAAUUGGAUUCAUAUUUCCCUCCUAUGUAUUCAAAUGGAAUUUGUUGGAAUAUUGUACAUGAGGUAAACUACAUAUUCUUUUGGAGUGGCGGAAGAAUAUUAAUGAUGAAUAUCACUAUUGUAAUUGGUGACAUUUAUCUCAAAGAAAACAGUUGUGAAAAUAAGUUAGCUGUUUCAGUUUUAACACAGAAAAUCUCUGUAAAAUUCCAAUAUAAAGUGAAUAAUUUAAUUAUGUCCAGAAUAGAAGAGAAUAAAACAAAUGAAAACUAUUUAGAAUUCAGAUCAGGGAAUCCUGGUUAUGAAAUGGACUAUCCUGUAUUGUCUGCAAUUAUAAAUGAAAAUGAUAAUUAUUCAAUUCAAAUUGGAGAUUAUUUGAAGCUUUGGAACCCAAGUGUGAACGGAGAUUGCCGAAAUUCGUCGCACGUGCCGAUAGUUUUUGGAAGAAACAGCAUUUCUGGAUGUACAUUUCAAGUCAAUAUUCACCACUUACAAGAUAAUUGCACCUCCCUUAGAUGGGAUCUGAUGAAUCUAUUCAAAGAUCUUUAUCAAGCAAAUUACAUCAGUAAGGGAGGAAAUCCGGACCUCGAAAAUAUCUCGGACUUUCUUAAAAUUAUCGUCAGUAAUUUAAAUGAGAGCGAAGAUUCGGAGAGGGGAACUUUGGAAACGUGCCACGACUUACCUUAUCAUCUGCAAGUGCAAAUUGUGUAUGCGGAAGUUGGAAGAAUUAAUGGAAGGUCCAUUUGGCGCAUACUCGGUUCCUUUGUUAAGUAUCAUUUGAAGUCGUGGACGCCACACUGUAGCAUUAACGGAUGCGGAGUGGAAGACAUUCCUUCUUUUCCUUUGACCAGCAGUGUCAACUUUGUUUGCGCACCUUGGAAGACAAAAAGAACAAAGAGAUUCUGGGAUUAUGGAGAGAUAGAGUACUGCAAUAGAGAAAUAUGUUUUGAGGAGUUGUUUUAUCCCUUUGCCGCCUCGUUUCGGUCGGACUUGGUUUUCCACGUUUCCUUCUGGUCCGUUAUGAUACUCCUCUUUGUUUUGCCACUCUUGUGGUUGACUAGAAAACAGUUUUAUUAAAAUUAUGCUUCAGUUUUAAAUAUUCUGAAAAGUAUAAUUUGGUAUAACGUUGUUAGAGAGAUAUUCUUCUGAAAAUGGUGAAAAUACUGGAGUGGCCAUUAAGAUUCUAUAAUUUAAUCCAUAUUCUCCAUGAUAAAACAUCACUCGCUUCAUGUCCCGUGACACGUCAGAUCUUAUAGUACAAGAUACAACCAUUACAGUGCCUCAUAUUAAUUUAUCAAUACAAAGCCCAGAUGUGUUAAGUUUACGUGACAUGACUGAUCACACAUCACACAAACUUUGUAUGCAGAUGCCUCAUAUUGAUUGAUUGACAACGACAACAUACCCAUUGCCAUCAUAAAUGUGUUUGAUGUACCAAUUUUUUACAGUCACUUCACACAUAAAAAACACCACUUAAUGUUUAACAGUAGUUUAUGAUAAUCAAAACACACAUUUACUUCAUAUAUAUGAUUUCAUACAGGUUCCAUAAGUUAAAGGUGAGGAAUACUUCCAUAACUAUACCAAAUAGCAGUUAUAAAAUAGCCAAAUUAGCAAUGGUAAAUUUACAACUGCAUUCAAUCAUCUAACCAUUAAUAGUAGCAUGCACUGUUCUCGAACUACAAUGAUUUUGGCUUCAGAAGACUCAAUGGACUUCCAAAAAAAACCAUGGGAUCAUGAUAACUUUCUUGCAGUUUGAAUUCAAAAUUAGGUUAUUUGUUAGGUAGGACUGAUAGGAUAAGGUAUUGCAACAUGUGGGCGAUCUGCCAGAGAGGAGGUACCACUCGAGAGGACUUUCGUGGGAAUCUUGUCUCUCUGGCUGCGUGCAGUUUUCCAGAUUUUCUCUAUGAUAAGCAAUCUUGGUUAGGUACAAACCCCAUGACCAACUACAGACAUUCGGCCACUGUUUAAAUACUUAUCACAUAUUCUACGUUAUAUUCACUACAAGAGCUCAUGCAAAAAUGAAGACACAAAAUACAGUUGUAGUCAGACUUUUAAUUUCAUUGCACAAAUAGCAUAUAAAAACAUUACAUCACAAGCUUUUUUACAGAUUAUAGUUGAUAAAGCAAGUUUAAAAAUUCCAGUUUUAUUUAAAUGCAAUUACAUUCUCAAAACUAUAAACGUGCGACUUAAAAUUACAGAACUGGAAUUAAGUUUAUCAUUUUUUUAAACAUUU